AUGGGCGAGAAAAAACACCACUCCUUCAAAAACAUCUUCCGCAGCUCGGCCAGCCUGGGCCCGGCCAGCCCGGAGCCGCGCCCGCACCGCCUCUUUGGCAAGCACAAGCACGCGGCGUCGAAAAACCUGCUUUCUCCACAUUCCAGCGGCUCCGCCACAGACAACUUGGUGGCGCCGCGGGCGCUGGGCGACUCGGUGGCGUCGGGCGGCAGCGACGACCCGCUGCGGCGGCGCAAGCACUUGUUCGGGCACCAUCCGUUGCGGCGGUUUUUCCACAUUGGGCGGCCCAACGACUUGGGCGACAAUGCCACGCCGGCGGCCGAGCCCGUGCUGUACGGCAGCACGUCGGAGUUGCGGCGCGAGUACGACGUGGGCGCGGAGAUCGGCGCCGGCGCCAGCGGGCUGGUCAACUUGGUGACGGCGAAACACGGGUCGGGCGAGGUGUUUGCGCUCAAGAAGUUCCGGGCCCGCCUCCCGAACGAGGCGGUCCACGACUACACCACCAAGGUCAAGAACGAGUUUGUCAUUGGCGAGCACCUCCGGCACCAGAACUUGAUCCAUACGAUGAAGAUGUUCCGCGAGGACAAGCUUGGUUCUGCGACGUAUUACAUUGUCAUGGAGUACUGCCCCUACGACUUUUUCAACUUGGUCAUGUCCGGGCUCAUGACGCGCGACGAGAUCUACUGCUACUUCAAGCAGAUGGUGCAUGGCGUGCGCCACUUGCACCUGGCUGGAAUCGCCCACCGUGACUUGAAGUUGGACAACUGCGUGGUCAACGCGGCCGGGAUCUUGAAGCUCAUCGACUUUGGCCUGGCGUUCCAGUUCCGCAAGCUCCGCGACGCCACCACGCCGCCCGACGCCGUCGCGCUCGACGACAGGCACGUUUUGGUGUACGCUCGCGGCAUCGUGGGCCUGGACCCUUACUUGUCGCCCGAGGUGCUUGAAAACUCGGCCCGCACGGGCUACGACCCGCGCCUUGCAGACGUGUGGUCCAUCGCCAUCAUCUUCUGCUGCAUGAUGCUCAAGCGGUUCCCCUGGAAGCUUCCUCGCACGGCAGACCCGUCGUUCCGGGCGUUUCUCGGCUUGAACAACCAGGACGAGCCCGUGUCGGCCGAGGAGAAGUUGGCCACCACCGUGAGCGAGCUCAGCGUCAAGGAGUUCCGCGUGCCCAAGUACGGGCCCGACCGCUUGCUUGCGCUUUUGCCCUCGGCCGCCCGUCCGCUCAUAGGCGGCAUGUUGACGGUCGACGUGCAGAAGAGGUACACGAUUCUCGACGUGGCGGCGGACCUGUUCUUCCGCUCCAUCGACUACUGCCACUACGAGGAGGGCGAGCAAGGCGAAGCCAGCGAAGGAGGAAACAGCGAAGCCAGCGAAGGCGGAGAAGGCGAGUCGCCGGCGUCGCUGCACAGCGGCGCUCCGCAUGUGCCCAGCUCGCUGAACCCCGGCCAGUCGCUUGCGAGCCCGGAAAUUGUCGUGAAUUCCGUCGAGGACUCGGGCGACGAGACCGACAAGAAUCUUUCCGACGGCACCGUCGCGUCAGACAACGAGGCAGCGAAGACGGACGACGAAAAGGAAGUGGACGAAAAGGAAGCGGCGGACAAAGAGAAAGAGACGGACACUAAAACGGCGGACACUAAAACGGCGGAAUCUAAAGCGGCGGACACUGAAACGGUGGACACUAAAGCGGCAAAGGAAGCGGAGGACACUACAACGGACGACGCCCAGAACACCUCGAAUGCCAGCGCCAGCUCUCGCUCCGAGCCCAGACUUAUCCAGGCCAACCACAAACACCACUUGGUGACGGCCAAGGAGCUCGAAAAGCUCCAGGAAGAACGAGAAAAGGGCCGCAAGAUCAAGGAACACAUGGCCUGA
Clavispora lusitaniae ATCC 42720 is the source of this 1872-nucleotide messenger RNA. RefSeq names its product putative serine/threonine protein kinase. Gene Ontology annotation, cellular component: cytosol. Gene Ontology annotation, biological process: protein phosphorylation; intracellular signal transduction. Gene Ontology annotation, molecular function: protein serine/threonine kinase activity; ATP binding. The record is from RefSeq and is a predicted model, not a curated record. Lineage: Eukaryota; Fungi; Ascomycota; Pichiomycetes; Serinales; Metschnikowiaceae.